GAUGGGAUCAAGACCAAUGGCGCCAAAAACCCUAUGAUCAUUGCUGCUACCAAUAGUCCCUACGCCAUAGACGAGGGCAUUCUUCGGCGCCUUAGCACACGCAUUCUGGUUGAUCUGCCCGAUGCUACUACUCGCAAGCCUAUUCUCGACAUCCAUCUGAAAGACGAGCCCGUCGCUGAUGAUGUCGAUCUCGCGGAGCUUGCACGGGCAACAGCGGAUUACACGGGCUCGGAUUCUGAGCGAGUUCGUCCCGGCUGCAGCGCGGUACGCCGAGCUAGAAAAUAUUAA
This is a messenger RNA of Cryphonectria parasitica EP155, 288 nucleotides long. RefSeq lists its product as uncharacterized. Gene Ontology annotation, cellular component: mitochondrial outer membrane. The annotation marks the transcript as partial. The transcript has a single exon. Lineage: Eukaryota; Fungi; Ascomycota; Sordariomycetes; Diaporthales; Cryphonectriaceae. The record is from RefSeq and is a predicted model, not a curated record.